AUGGCUAAACUGCAAGACAGCCUGCUUCAAGGCGAGCCUUUUGAAGAUGCACCGCUCCCACCGUCUCGAAAUGCAUCUGCAUACAACCCGCUCCACCAUUUCGUAUUACCGCAAGGCACCGAUAGACAUUACUCACAACAAUUCGCUGACAUGUACUUCCUACGUCUGAUGCAACUGAAGAAGACGGUAAAAGAGAGAGCAGAGGAGGCCUGGCACAACUUUGAGUUGGGUGGCCAGAAGGCAAGCUUUGUUGACCGGGUGCUUGAUGUUCGACAAGGUGAACUGUGCUGGGUAGUAGGGACAGUGUACAUGGAAAUGGCACAGAAGCCGAAUGUGUUGGACGAUAUUGGGAAAGAUCACUGGAUAGCCGAUCCCCCUCAACGCGAUACCUACAUAUCUCCCUCUGGCGGUGACGAGAUGAUGCUCGAGGAUGAGUCGGGACGCCUUCGAGUCACGGGCAAGCCUCUGCACGGUCACUUUGUUACAGGGUGUAUACUUGCAGCGUUAGGUACGGAGGAGGCCGAUGGCACAUUCAAGGUCAUUGCAACACAAUGCGCCGACCUACCGAGACAACCACAGCGCUGGGAACGUGACGACAUAGCACUCUCAAAGGAAAAGCAAAGUAUACCAAAACGCGAGCCUGCCGGAAAGUUAGCCAUUGUGUCAGGGCUGGAGCUUACAGGCGCAGAUGACGAUGAGGUGGCGCUGGAUCUGCUCGUAGAGUACUUGACAGGAGAAGCGGCAGACCCAUCAACACAAGAAGAUGUCUCGAAAAUAACACGCCUAAUGAUAGCAGGAGGCUCGUUAGCACGCGGCUCGCCAAUUCUAUCACGAGAAGAUUUUGCUGCGAAGAAAAGCGCAGCCAGACACUACGGAUACGAUGCCUCAUCAUACAACGCAGCACCAACUGAACGCCUCGACGAGUUUCUCUGCGAGAUACUCCCUACCCUCCCUAUCACCAUGCUCCCAGGCGCAUCAGACCCCUCAAACGUCGCCCUCCCCCAACAGCCCCUCCAUCCCGCGCUCUUCCCCAACACCAGACUCUACGCCGAGCCUCCCAUCGCCAGCAACGAAACCCUCAAUGGCUUCGACGCCGUAACAAACCCCUGGGCUGGCGACAUCGAUGGCUACCGCGUCCUCAGCACGGGCGGCCAAACCGUUGAAGACCUUCUAAAAUACUUUGAGCAUGUCAAGUCGGUCGACGCAAUGGAAAUGAUGCUCCGCUGGCGCUGUGUGGCCCCCACCGCUCCGGACACCCUCUGGUGCUACCCCUUCCAAGACCACGAUCCUCUCAUGUUGACCGAAUGCCCACACAUAUACAUUGCUGGCUGCCAAAAGAAGUUUGAUAAGAAAAUCAUAAAGGACCCGACGGGCCAGAAGGUGCUGAUUGUUAGUGUACCAAAGUUCCAGACUACGGGCAAGAUCGUACUUGUUGAUAUGGAGAGUUGGGAUGUCGAGGUUGUCAAGGUUGGGGUGAAGGGGGAAAAGAAAAGCAAAAGGGAGGGGUACGCGGCGACGGACGAGUAUGAGUAUACUAAGAUAGAAGAGAAUGGGGAUACUAAGAUGGAAGAGCUGGAAGAGAUGGAAGAGAUGGAAGAAUCGGAAGAGUAG
Molecule: messenger RNA, 1611 nt
Organism: Bipolaris oryzae ATCC 44560
Lineage: Eukaryota; Fungi; Ascomycota; Dothideomycetes; Pleosporales; Pleosporaceae
Exons: 4
Coding region: 1-1611 (536 amino acids)
Biological process (GO): DNA strand elongation involved in DNA replication; DNA replication
Cellular component (GO): delta DNA polymerase complex
Molecular function (GO): DNA binding
Source: RefSeq, a predicted model, not a curated record